UUCAUUUGCCGGUGUAAACAAUUAAGAGCGGCAAACUCCAAACAUAAAAAAAUACAGACAAACGAUUCCUGUUUUUCCAUGAUUCAACAUUGAAGUUCUUUCCACGUCCCAGUGACAAUGUCCGAAUCAACCCCAAAACCUGACCCUGAAGAUAUAAUUAAGAUUCUGGUCGCUAGUGAUAUUCAUUUAGGCUACAACGAAAAGGAUGUUAUUCGAGGAGAAGACAGUUUCAUUGCGUUUGAGGAAGUGCUCCAGCAUGCAUUGGAGAACGACGUGGAUGCGGUUCUUUUGGGUGGCGAUUUGUUCCAUAUUGCGAAUCCAUCUACGAACACGCUGAACCGUUGCUCUCGAUUGCUGAAAACCUACAUGUUGGGUGAUAAACCAAUAAAGCUGGAAUUUCUCAGCGACCAGAAUGAAAACUUCCUGGAGUCUUUGAACAGAACCGUCAACUAUGAAGACCCGAACAUGAACAUUGCCAUUCCGGUGUUUUCCAUUCACGGAAAUCAUGACGAUCCCAGCGGAUUUGGGCGAAUUAGCUCGCUGGAUUUGCUCAGCACCAACGGUUAUGUGAAUUAUUUUGGCAAAUGGACAGAUCUGACUAAGAUUAACAUCAGUCCCAUUCUGCUGAAGAAAGGUGAGACAAAGCUGGCUUUGUACGGGUUGAGCUACAUAAGUGAUGCAAGAUUGGCUCGUUUGUUUAACGAGGCCAAGGUAUUCCUGGAGAAACCAGAAGAUUCCGGUUGGUUCAACAUUAUGGUGCUCCAUCAGAACAGAGCUGAUCGGGGACCAAAAAAUUACCUCCCGGAAAAAUCAUUACCAGGUUUUCUGGAUCUGGUGAUUUGGGGCCACGAGCAUGAUUGCCGUAUUGUGCCGGAAGAAAACUUUUUCCGAAAGUUCUUCGUCAGUCAGCCAGGUUCUACGGUGGCUACAUCGUUAGCCGAAGGGGAAGCGAUAGACAAAUGCUGUGGUGUUCUCAGUAUCCAUAAAAGUCAAUUUCGGCUGGAUCCCAUUCAACUGCAAACGGUUCGACCGUUCAUUUUCGAAUCGAUAAACUUGGCUGACUACUCGGAGCAGUUGCAGCUUGAUGAGGGUGAUGUGCAGCAGAAAGUGCAGUCGUUUGCGGCCGAAAAGGUGGAAGAAAUGAUUGAACGAGCGAAGGGAAAAUUGACCGGGAAUUUGAAGCAACCGAAGUUGCCGUUGAUCCGGCUACGGUUGGAGGUAACAGAAACCGAGCAACAGUUCAACGCAAUUCGAUUCGGACAGCAGUACAGUGGGCGAGUGGCGAAUCCUCAGGAUAUGAUUGCAUUCAAAAAGAAGAUUAUAAGAGCGAAAGAUGAUUUGAAGCCACUUGAUAAGCAAGCUUUAAAAGAUGCGUAUCAAAAUCAGCGGGAAACGGCAGCAAAGCGCGCGGAAGAAGUUGUAGAGCAAUACUUCAGAGGAGCGGAUGCAGAUAAGCAACUUGAAGUGCUCCCAUCGAAAAGUAUGGCCGAAUUGACGCGUCGAAUGGUUGACUAUGAGGAUGAUGAUGCAGCCGAGAAUAUCAUCAAAUUCCACGAGAAAACUGUUUUACAAUAUUUGGAGAGUUGUGUUGUCAAUGAAGAUAACAUUGAUGAGGUUUUGGAGAACUUCCAAGCCAAGGAUACAUACAAUGAUAUGCUUAAGGUGAGUAUUGUAUAUUCGAACAACUCACUUUCCUCGCACAUCAUAUUUCUCUUUCAGAUGCUGGACUCACGCAACCAAAAAAGAACGGACUCAAACGACCGCCCAACUUCUUUUGGUGAUAACGACGAAGAGGAAGAUUACACGCCACUCAGCCUGAAAAACAACUCUACCUUCAAACCACCAGUAGCUAGCACUGGCCGAGGUAAUGCCAGCAAUGCUAGAGGUAGUCGAUCCACCGGCAGGGGAUCGCGGACAACCAAUGCCACAACCGUUAGUAAGCGGGGAGGAGGCAGAGGUAGAGGAAAGACAGCCGCCGGGAAUUCUACCGUAAAAAUCGAAUCAUUUUUCGUUGCUAACACUACUCCCAGAAGUCGUACAAGUGGCAGAAAUGUCUCAAAGGUGGUGUACGUGUCCGACGAAGACGAUUGAUUUUUUUUUCUGAACCUAAAUUCGGUUGUAAUCUAACUAAUAAAGUUAAUGUUGAUGUUACUUUUCUUUUCGAAACAGUGUCUGAUUGUUAUUCUUCAAAGUUAAGCUAGAUUGAGUCCGAGUUUUGGGCCCUAUUAUAUAAAUCGAACCGAGAAAUCGAUACAAUCACUAUUACACUGAGCAAAAAUUCGUAUUUUGUAAAUCGUAAUAUUCUCUUACCGGGCUCAAUGUAAUGUUUUGCAAAUUGCAUAUAUUUAAGCGUUCCUGAAAUGUUUCUCAAAGGAAAAUAUAAGGGACCAAAUCAAACUAAUUUCCCGAAGAUAUGCAACAAGCAAACCAAACAACUCGAAAAAUUCAGACAGUAGCAGCGAUAGUUUCCCUCGGUCGAUGCUAUCGAUUUGCUCUGUAAUACAGUAGAAUCCCGAUUAUCCGCGGAAUAUUCGGACAAGCUUACUGCGGAUAACACAAAAAACACGGAUAACGCAAUGAAGGAUUAAAAAUGAGGUGCAAAUAUAUGUCUCAGCAUGAAAACUAUGUUUAGCAAUACAGAAAUCAUUCAACUAUCCAUCUAUAAAGGGUCCCUUACACUAUAAAUAAUAAUGACAUUACUUCAUCAGAAUGACAAUAACAAUGAUCGUGUAAAGUUGACAAAAUUGAUAUGAGGGAAAUAAUGAUGCAAAUCCUGAUUUUCUUAUCUCGCUCCAUCAUUUCUGUAAUUGGGCAGGGACACUAUCGUUCAUGGUAUCUAGGAUACUGUGCGACAUCUUGUGUUAAAAUCUAUG
Molecule: messenger RNA, 2873 nt
Organism: Toxorhynchites rutilus septentrionalis
Lineage: Eukaryota; Metazoa; Arthropoda; Insecta; Diptera; Culicidae
Gene: mre11
Product: double-strand break repair protein MRE11
Exons: 3
Coding region: 118-2091 (657 amino acids)
Biological process (GO): double-strand break repair via homologous recombination; meiotic DNA double-strand break formation; double-strand break repair via nonhomologous end joining
Cellular component (GO): Mre11 complex; nucleus
Molecular function (GO): 3'-5'-DNA exonuclease activity; manganese ion binding; DNA endonuclease activity
Source: RefSeq, a predicted model, not a curated record